GGCACCGAACCAGCUCCCGGGGCUGCACCAGUGGUGGGCGAGCGGCAAGCGGGCUUCCGCGAGCCCGAGGCGACGCAGGCCUGUCCCGGGUCCCCGCAGGUCAGUGUGAAGGUCUCCGUAUUUGUUCCCGUACUCUGCGAGGCCUGAGGAGGAGGAGCAACCUGUUCAGAAUCUCUGCAGGACAGUAAAAAGAGGGAAAAACUCAACAUGGAGAAACCCUACAGUAAACAUGAAGGGAAACUGGAAAACGAGGGAAAGCCAGAAGAGGAUGUAGAGCCUGAAGAUGAAGCAAAAUCAGACGAGGAAGAAAAGCCGGACGUGGAAGAGAAGCCAGAAUGUGAGGGAAAGCUAGAGGAUGAGGGAGAGCCAGAUGAGGAGGGACAAGAAGAUGAGGGAAAGCAGGGAAAGUCUGAAGGUGAGGGCAAACCACAAGGUGAGGGCAAGACAGAAUCCCAGGCAAAGCCAGAGAGCCAGGCACGGGCCGCUGAAAAGCGUCCAGCUGAAGAUUAUGUGCCCCGGAAAGCAAAAAGAAAAACGGACAGGGGGAGGACUGACGACUCUCCCAAGGACUCUCGGGAGGACUUACAGGAAAGGCAUUUGAGCAGUGAGGAGAUGAUGAGAGAAUGUGGAGAUGUUUCAAGGGCCCAGGAGGAGCUAAGGAAAAAGCAGAAAAUGGGUGGUUUUCAUUGGAUGCAGAGAGAUGUACAGGAUUCAUGCGCCCCAAGGGGCCAGCGGGGUGUCAGGGGAGUGAGGGGUGGAGGUAGGGGCCAAAGGGGAUUACAUGAUAUUCCAUAUCUUUAAUGCCUUUCGCCUUCAAUUCUGAGUUCUCUGAUGAGAAUACUGCCGGCCCUGCUUUCCUUGGUAGAUAUUUGCCAGGUCCUGUGCUUUAUCUUUAAGCUGAUAAUUUGCUUUAGCUGUCACUCUCCUUACCAGCAGCCUUUUGAUCAAAUUACAGCGCUCUUUUAGUAUCGAAUUUUCAUUCAUGUGCAUGGAAGAAGUGUACAUUGUA
Messenger RNA from Otolemur garnettii (small-eared galago), 1009 nucleotides. It is a transcript of the gene TCEAL3, whose product is annotated as transcription elongation factor A like 3. The coding region runs from base 208 to 801 and encodes 197 amino acids. The record is from RefSeq and is a predicted model, not a curated record. The transcript has 3 exons. NCBI's taxonomy places the organism in Eukaryota, Metazoa, Chordata, Mammalia, Primates, Galagidae.